This is a messenger RNA of Gordionus sp. m RMFG-2023, 1858 nucleotides long. RefSeq lists its product as uncharacterized. Gene Ontology annotation, molecular function: GTP binding. NCBI's taxonomy places the organism in Eukaryota, Metazoa, Nematomorpha, Gordioida, Chordodea, Parachordodidae. Gene Ontology annotation, cellular component: nucleolus. The coding region runs from base 45 to 1757 and encodes 570 amino acids. The transcript has 9 exons. The record is from RefSeq and is a predicted model, not a curated record.
UAUUAGACAAUAAGUGUUUUAGACCAAAACUUACUCAACUGAAAAUGAAAAUUGUGCAAAAGAAAAAACACUUUACGACGCGAGAUAAAGCCACAGAAAAUAGGCUUAAGAUAGCCAAAUCUGGCAAGCCAAUAAGAAAUAAAGAUGGAAAAAUUGUUAAACAAGCUCCUUUUCAAUCAAUUCUUGCAUCUGGGACUCAAGUUCGUAUUCAACCUAAUAGAAAAUGGUUUGGAAAUACAAGAACCAUAACUCAAGAUACUUUACAGAAAUUCAAAGAUAAUAUUCACACAGCACUAAAUGAUCCAUAUCAAGUUAUAAUUACUCCAUCUAAACUACCAACUACCCUUUUGCAUGAAAAGAAAAAAUUUGCCCAACCCCAUAUAUUGCAAGUUACUAAAUUUCAAGAUGUGUUUGGAAAACGUUCAAAUAGAAAAAGACCAAAUAUCAAUAGCAUGGAUUAUGAAGAACUUGUUUCACGAGUUAAUGAAAAUACAGAAAAGUUUGAAAGUAAAUCACAGGAUAUUUUAACUUCCACUACUGUUCUCAACAACAAAUAUCCUCUAAAUGUAGAUCCACAUCCUGUGAAUUAUUUAGUUUCUGAUACUGUAUUUAGCAAAGGGCAAUCAAAACGAAUUUGGAAUGAACUAUACAAAGUAAUAGAUUCGGCCGACGUUUUGAUACAGGUCUUAGAUGCAAGGGAUCCCCAGGGAACUCGAUCCAAGCACAUUGAAUCAUUUUUGAAGCACAAGAAAGCACACAAACAUCUGAUUUUUAUCUUGAAUAAAUGUGAUCUCAUCCCUAAUUGGGUGUGCAAAAAAUGGGUUGCUUACUUGUCUAAACAGUAUCCUACGUUGGCCUACAAGGCUUCUAUCAAUGAAUGUUUUGGUAAGGGGUCUCUCAUCAACUUGCUUCGACAAUUCGCUAAAUUACACCCAGAAAGAAAGCAAAUAAGUGUGGGAUUUAUCGGUUAUCCAAAUGUGGGUAAGAGCUCCAUCAUAAAUUCGCUAAAAUCGAAAAAGGUAUGUGAGGUUGCUUCCACUCCAGGACAUACAAAAGUUUGGCAGUAUAUAACGCUCAUGAAUCGUAUAUACCUGAUAGACUGUCCUGGCGUUGUUUAUCCUGAAGGAAAUUCGGAAUCAGACCUGAUCUUAAAAGGCGUAGUGAGGGUAGAAAAUGUAAAGGAUCCAGAAAAUCAUAUUCAAACGCUGAUCGAUAAAAUGUCACAUCAAUCUUACUUACUCAAUGCCUACGAUUUACAAAAGCAUCAUUUCUCAUCUACGCAAAUUAGUCUUGAUAAUACGGAAGAAAAAAAUUUAGGUAAAGACCCCUUAAUUACUACAGACAAAAAGGUUAUUAAGGAACCAUUAACGGAAAGUGUGAAACCCUUAAAAGUUAACGAUUCAUCUAAAGACAUAGAUAAAGAAACCAACGAAAAGAAUUCAAAAAAUAGUACAAUUUUGAAGGAACAAGUUUUAGAUACAGAAGUAGGUGAAGGAAACUCGAUCAAACUAUCACCUAAAAAUGAAAUAAAAAAUUUAGACAGCCAAGAAUUUUUAUCAGCUUUAGCCAUCAGAUUAGGGAAACUGUUGAAAGGAGGUGACCCUGAUAUAUCGACAGCCGCUAAACUCGUUUUAUAUGAUUGGCAAAGAGGGAAAAUUCCCUUUUUCUCUUUACCUCCAUUUACGAAUGAAAAAACCAAUAACAUCGGCAAUAUAUCCCUCAGCAAAACAGAAGGGAAAACAGAUAAAAAAGGCUAAUGGAUAAAUGCGAUGUAUGUGCUAACAUUUGUCGGUUCAAUUUAGAAAUUUCUAUCUCGAAAUUAUAUGUAUGCUUGAGUAUAUUAAAUAAAAAUAAAAAG